Molecule: messenger RNA, 4269 nt
Organism: Temnothorax curvispinosus
Lineage: Eukaryota; Metazoa; Arthropoda; Insecta; Hymenoptera; Formicidae
Product: pickpocket protein 28-like
Exons: 13
Coding region: 1130-3160 (676 amino acids)
Biological process (GO): sodium ion transmembrane transport
Cellular component (GO): membrane
Molecular function (GO): ligand-gated sodium channel activity
Source: RefSeq, a predicted model, not a curated record
CAUUUUAUUAAUAAGUAAAAAUCAACAAUAUAAAAUUAAAUAAACUGCGAUUUACGCGUCAAUUUGAUUUCGUCGAGAUAAAUGUAUGUACAUUGUAAAUAAUAUAAGAAACUGUAAUUAAUUUUAAAUAAAAACUAAUUUUUACUUAAAUUUUUUUUAUGUCGCGAGUUAAUUAUUUGCCUUAUUUACAGGCUGGCCUAGAUCCACUACACUUUUUCUAAUUCAAUUCGAUAUGAUUACUAAUUAUACGAUGUCAAAGUAGGAACGUAAUAAACUAUCACAGUUGACUGUUAUCAGAAUAUCAUAAUUCCAUGAGUAAUAUCGCGCCGUUAAUUGUACCGAUAGAAUCACGUGUGUAUUUAAAAAGCGCGUCGUCUCUCGUCACUCAUGUAUAAUCAUUAUCGUCGCUUAUGACAUCGUCGUUGCAGAACAAACGCCGGUGACCUAAUAUCGCCCGUUAUGUACAAAGAGUAUUUAUCUGGAAAAAGCCCGACCUUGCCGCCGCUCGCGGCAAGGUCCCCCUAUUUAAAGCACGCAGGUCGUAUAAUUAGUAGUUAUAUAUUCCGUUCAACUCCUCCGUAAAAUUCCUCUCGACGGUUUUGCAUUAUCGUAAUCAACGUGAAUUAUUCAGCUGUUCUUUUCGUAAAAUGUUUUGAUCAUUUAUCAUUGACCAGUUCUAUGAAUAAAAGAUUAAUUAAUCGCUCCGGCGCGCGUGAUCGAUGUAUUCCGCGUCGUCAAAUCAAUUUCGUCGAAUCAAGGUGUGACGAAAAAUUGUCCGAUUACCGAUGUCUAUCCGGCAAAUUGCUUUCGCUGCCAAACGUCCGCAAUUUCAUAGACAGGCGUAUCAUUGCCGCCGUCGACCACCCCGGCAAACAUCGAGGGGGACAUUUCGCUCGAGAUACGAACGUCAGCCGGUCGCGCGACUCGCGUAAGGUGCCGCAUGCCGUGCCGUUGAACAUCGAUAAGGAUAACACGAAUGUUUGCCUUGUAAUUACGCUGAGACGCGACGAUCCAUCAGAGGGGGCAGUCACGAAACAUUUCCACCGCAGACAAGGCCUGCGUUAAGAGAUAAAAUCAUCGAACGAGUUGAACGACAUCGCAAUGAAUCAAGAGAGAGAAUGAUCGUGAAAUGGAGGAUUCUUCGGAGCGAGAGAAGAAGAGGCCGACCUUCAACCUGUGGAACGACGCGCAAAUUUUAACGCAUCUUACCUCGAAUGUCGACCGAGCGCCCGAUUACGUCCGCAUGAAGAUAUUCAAUGCGCCCGUGAUGCCGUCGCGAACCUACAACCGCAAUUCCAAUGAGAAUUAUUACAACACCGCCGAUAGAGCGUCGCUUGAUUAUCUAAAGACCAGCAACGACGCCAUCCCGUCGUACUCCGUUAACACCGUGCACCUGCAGAAUCCCUACAGGCCGCCCCAACGAUUGGAAGGAUUCGCGUCUCGCGAUCACACGAAGGGUAUUUAUCGGUCGCAAGAUUUCACCCUGAGAUCGAGAUACAACAAUCUGUUCGCAAAGAAGGAAUCACCCGCUAACAAAAACAAUGAUCAAGCGAACGGAAAAACGGAAAGUAUUGCUCUUAGAUCGAAAACUGGGAAGAAGCAUGAAAGAUGCACAGAGAUCAGUGAGCUUGCCAAGCAGUAUUGCUCGUACAGCACCCUUCACGGUUUGCGUUACGUCGGUGACUCAGGAUUGUCAAUCGUAGAAAGAAUAUUUUGGAUAAUCUCGUUCACUACCGCGCUAACAGUGGCCAUAUAUUACAUUUGUUAUCUCUAUCAGAAAUGGAACGGAGCUCCCAUCAUUAUUUCUUUGAGUCCCGAUCCGAUUUCCCUUAAUGAAUUUCCGUUUCCCUCUGUAACAAUAUGCAACAUGAAUAAAGUGAAAAAGACGGAGGCAAAACGGAUCGAGCGUGGGCUCGAUGAAUUGGAUAAGCUAUUAAUGGAAGAUAUUUGCAAUUCGGAAAGCAACGUAACUUACGAGCAACAGACUGUAGACUGGGACAGGAUGCUACGGUUUAUGAUCAAUGUAUCCCAACCGUGCACAGACAUGUUAUAUUACUGCCUUUGGCACGGGAAUCAGACCGAUUGCGAAAGGAUUUUUAAUCCUACCAUGACCGACGAGGGCAUUUGUUGUAAUUUCAACUCGGUGACCAAGAAACAUCUCUUCUAUAACGCACGCGACUGGCCCGACCUGAAUAUAACGUAUCCAUCCGAGAGCGUUGAUUGGAAUGCUGAAAAGGGAUAUGAUGCGAGUAUGUCAGCGGAUGUUAUACCAUGGAGACCUUAUGGUGCUGGACUGAUUUACGGCUUGACUUUGGCUCUUGAUGUUGAUAUGAAUGAGUAUUAUUGUUCGUCGACUGCCGGCGCGGGCUUUAAAAUGCUGCUCCAUAAUCCUGUGGAGACACCGAAAGUCGCUGAUUUCUCGUUCGCGAUCACGCCGGGCGAGGAGACCCGAGUGAUCGUACGGCCGCGAAUAUCGACCGCCAACCCAGCAAUAAUUUCCAUACCGCAAAGGAAGCGGAAGUGCUUCUUCACGGCCGAAAGAAAAUUGCGUUAUUAUCGGACGUACACGCAGAGAAACUGCAUUCUGGAGUGCGAGGCGAAUUUCACGCAGCAGCUCUGCGACUGUGUACAGUACUACAUGCCAAAAUCAUCAAACACGCCAAUUUGCGGCAAGAAAGACGAACCAUGCGCUAAACGUGCCAGACGAGCUAUGGAAGUCAAGCUCUAUGACGAGGAUUUGACGAGCAACAUUACGAAGAUACCAAGCUGCAAUUGCUGGCCAGGCUGCUUCGAGAUCAGUUACAGGGUAGAGCUCUCGCAAAACAAACUGAUACCGAACUUCCAAAUCGACAAACGAUAUAUGAAGAAAGACAUAAAUUACUUCACGGAAAACAUGGCAGUGGUUCAUCUGUUCUUCGUGGACUCCCAAUUCACGAAAUACGUAAAAAACGAGCUCUUCGGAUUCAUUGAAUUUCUGUCGAGUACGGGAGGCUUGCUGGGUCUUUUCAUGGGUUUCAGUUUUUUGUCGUUUAUGGAAAUACUGUAUUUUUCAACUAUACGAGUGUGGUGCCGCUUAAUCAAUCGCCGGGAAUAUCGGAGACCCACCGUGACACAUCCUAUAGACGACAACAAAAAAGUGAUCUAUCCGUUCAGGAAUUGAAUUAAGUGUAGAUAUCACGUAAAUAGCGAUCUAGCAGGUGAAGUGUAUCGCCGGAAGUUUGAGUAUAUUACUAUUAAUGGAGUACUAGUAUUUAUAUGUGAAUAUUAAUUCAACCGUCCGAGAACUGCUUGCAGCAAAGUUAUAUUAGUAUUUUAAUCAAUCUUUAUUAACUUCAGUUUAUGCCAAGAAGUGGACCUGAUUUACAAAAUAACUCACUCAUACCUUCCACGCAACCUUAAUAUUUAUAAUUCUACCUACUUUUCUUUACUCUAGCUUCUUUCUCCUUCCACAAUUGUUUCAAUACUUUUCCUUAUAGCCCUAUCUAUUUCAUCAUUUCAUAUUUUAUCUAUUAUUUCUUCUUUAUUUCUUCCUAAUUUUAUAAGCCAAUCUUUGGUAAACUCACAAUUCUCUGCAUAGUGGCUAAUGGUGUCCCUACCUUUUCCACAAAAUACACAUAACCGAGCACAUAACUUUUCAUCCUCUUCUAACUAUAAUAUUUAUUUCCUUCCUCCAGCAAAAUUAUUAAUAUAUAGUUCUAAUUUCUUGCUAGAGAUGUCCGUGAUCACCGACUCCAGAAUUAACGAUUUUCCAAAUUACUAAUUUGGAAAUUACUAACUAGAACGAAUUUAAUCUUUGGAAUGAGUUAAUUAUGUGUGUUUGUAAAGAUAAAUCAAUUUCUGGAUUAAAAAGAUUUCAAUAUGAAAAGAAAGUUGUAAAAUAUACUACAUUUUGACCUCUCUCUCUACAAAAUUUUAAUUCUACUUUUUAAAUGUCAAAUAAACAUCAUCUUUCGCAAUUGUGUGCUGCGAGUUUCUUGGCCACGUGUCGUCGACACAUAUAUCAAGUCAUAUCGGUGACGACGGUGACCGAUGUAACGAUCGACAGGUGAAACUUUCAAGGUUUCGAGACACGGAGAGACGUGAGGACAGUCGCGUUGUCAGCGUUCUCAGUUCUCACUGCCGUGAGCGACGAGCGGCGGAUAAGGGUCAUUUUCGCGUGCUUAUGGUACGGGAAUCUCGUCAUUUCCGUCAUUCCCGUCUCGCGUAGGUAUCCGGCGUCAAUCGCGGGAUGGGUUAACAAAUCGCGGAGCGACGCGGCGAGCUUCUUGU